Didymodactylos carnosus is the source of this 951-nucleotide messenger RNA. The record is from the annotation of a GenBank genome assembly. Lineage: Eukaryota; Metazoa; Rotifera; Eurotatoria; Philodinida; Philodinidae.
AUGGCAUCAGAAAUAAUGGAAUAUGAUUUUUUUUCAGUAUUACCAAAUGAAGUUUUGUGUAUAAUAUUUUACCACAUUCGUCCAUAUAAGCAGUUAUUAUCCACCGCUUCUCUUGUUUGUUGUCGUUGGCGUCAGAUCAUAUUUAAUGAACAGUUUACAAACGAAUAUUAUAAAAUCAAAUAUCGUCAAUCAAAUUUAAUUGGGUGGUGGAAAUUUAGUAAGCCAGGAUCAGUUGGGUAUGAUUCAAGUGGACUCAUCGGUGAAAAAUGUACAGUUAAUGGCACUCCUGAGAUAGAUCAAUGUUUUCUCGGCAAUUGUACAGUAUUCGAUGGGCAUUCGUCAAUACGAAUACCAGUUAUGAAUUAUCCACAAUAUCAAAUUGACUUUUAUUCAAUAUCCUUAUGGGUGAGCUUUGAUUCAUGGGUAGAUUAUAAUGGAUGGAAUGUAUUUUUAGCUGCUUGGGACGAUGAUUUGAAUAAAAAUUGGAUACAUCUAGGUUGUCAAAGGAAUCACAUUCAAACUCAAGUAGUUAUAUCGGACACUUAUCGGUGUCAAUAUGAUUGUAACGCACAAAAUACACACAUUAAUAGGAGAACUUGGUAUCAUAUUGUCGCUCGAAUCAGUCGUCAAAAACAAGAGAUAUGGAUAAAUGGAAAAUUGAGUGAAAUCAAAGAAAUGACAAAUCCACGUGAUGCGAGCACCGGGCGAUCGUAUUCGUGGGCAAAUGAAGAAACAUGGUUAGAAGAAAAAAUGUCAAUGCCCAAUAUAUUAACGAUAGGUGCAAAAAAUGAAUUGUACGAAUAUUCAUGGCAUGGUGGACGUUUAGCUGAUAUUUCUAUAUGGAAUUGUUGGUUAGAACCGAAAGAAAUUCGUGCAAUUUUUCAACAAAAAUGUUCAAUUGAUCAAAUGAAAAUUGGAACUUAUUUAUUUUCAAAUCUAUGUGACAUGUAA